ACUUGUAGCAGAGGGACCUGUACGUGACGGUCCUUACGUGAGCACGUCGGGGCGCUCUCGCGAGCUUUGGAACGCCUGCUUCCUGCGAGCUGUGCUGCUGUUCCUUUUUGGCUCUUGAGUAUCCAUUUGGCUGCCGCCAUCAUGUCGUCAGAUCCUGGAAGCUAUGGAGGCUAUGGCGGACAAGGUUAUUCUGGUUAUGGAAAUCAAUCGGGACAAAACACUGGGCAGCCUGCACAGGAUUACUCUGGCUAUGGACAGGCCGCAGAGCCAUCUGCUUAUGGACAAAACUAUGGAGGGUACAGUUCUGGCGGUUAUGGACAGCCUUCACAAGGACAGAGCCAAGCAUCAUCUGAAAGCCAGCAGUCCUAUGGAAGCGGUGACAAACCGAGUUCAGAAUCUUCCAGAGGCGGGUACAGCAGCAAAGGUUCAUACGGUGACAACCAGCCAGGUAAUGAUGGGCAAUCAUAUCGGCAACGCGACUCCUAUGGGCAGAAACCGCCUCAAGAUUCUUAUGGACAGCAGUCACUUUCUUCACGGAAUGAGGGCUAUGGAGCUUCCUCACAAGAUGACGACCGAAGGGACACAGGCAGGUAUGGUGAUAAUAAAGGCUAUGGUGGAUCCCAGUCCUUUGGGGGUGGCCGAGGCCGUGGUGGCUAUGAGGAUCGUCGAGGUGGCAUAAGCGGUGGUGACCGAGGUGGCUUCAAAAAUUUUGGUGGCCCCAAAGAUUAUGGGAACAAACCUGACGAAGACGAUCAAGACAAUUCUGACAAUAACACAAUAUUUGUGCAAGGUCUAGGAGAGGAUGUGUCUCCAGAUCAGGUGGCUGACUACUUCAAACAAAUAGGAAUAAUAAAGAUUAACAAGAAGACUGCAAAGCCAAUGAUUAAUCUUUACACUGACAAGGAAACUGGCAAGUCUAAAGGUGAAGCUACUGUAUCGUUUGAUGAUCCUCCUUCUGCCAAGGCAGCUAUUAGUUGGUUUGAUGGAAAAGAAUUUAUGGGCAAUAAUAUUAAAGUCUCAUUUGCUACUCGAAGGCCUGAAUUUUUGAAAGGAGGUGCCAGUGCCCCUGGUGGUGGCGGCAGCGGUGGUGGUAGACGUGGCGGUGGUCAUAGAGGUGGUGGCUUUGGUGGGAGCCGUGGCUCUUUCAGAGGUAGCAGUGGCCCACCUCAAGGUGGAGACUGGGCGUGUCCAAAUCCCUCUUGCGGCAAUGUUAACUUUGCCAGAAGAGAUUCCUGCAACCAGUGCAGUACACCAAGACCAGAAGAUUCCAGACAGGGUGGAGAUCGCGGUAGAGGUGGUUAUGGGGGUGAUAGAGGAGGAUACAGAGGUCGUGGAAGGGGUGGUGACCGAGGCGGCUUCGGAGGAAAGAUGGGAGGCAGGAAUGACUACAGAAGUGACCAGCGCAACAGACCAUACUAACCUGAAAUUCAUCUCUUCUGCUUUACAUGUGGGCCUCGUUCUACUUUAGAAUUAAGUUAAAGAUUACUUGAUUUCGGUUUUGUUUGAUAUUUACCCUAUAAUGUGAGGAUAUGUUUUCCCAUUUAAAAGACUAUUGAAAAAUUAUUUUACACAAUUAUGAUCCUAAAUUCUUCUGUUUAAAAAGACUGAAAUCUUGCCAAAAGUUUUUGUAAUACAAUAAACCUUACUUGUUUUUAUCUUG
Rana temporaria (common frog) is the source of this 1660-nucleotide messenger RNA. RefSeq names its product TATA-binding protein-associated factor 2N-like. Gene Ontology annotation, cellular component: nucleus. Gene Ontology annotation, molecular function: RNA binding; transcription coregulator activity. Gene Ontology annotation, biological process: regulation of DNA-templated transcription. The transcript has 16 exons. The record is from RefSeq and is a predicted model, not a curated record. Lineage: Eukaryota; Metazoa; Chordata; Amphibia; Anura; Ranidae. The coding region runs from base 142 to 1419 and encodes 425 amino acids.